UCGCAUUUGUUUUUGUACGUAGAGACCAGAGACAAGUUCUGAACCUGUAUUUCGUUGGAAGCGCAGUGGCGAAGUCGUAAACGUAAUGUGAAACGUGUUGUUUGUGCGUAAUUUUAUUUCACUUGUUUAGAGGAAGACUGAUUAGUCCUAAGCUUUUCCCCUGAGUGGAAUGUGUCUUCAGUUUUCUUCUAUAUUUCGCAACUCUGAUGUUCAGUUGCAGUUUCAUUAUGGGAACGAGAUGGACCUGUAGUGGUUUCUGCAGUCGGUAUAGUCAUUCUUAACGAGAACAGCAAUUCACCAGUAUUCAAGAUCUGACAGGUUGCUGGAAACUUCCGUCCUACAUAUUUCAUUACUGUGGAUAAAGCAGUCACAACAUGGAAGUAAUCAUUUUUCAGUUUGUUUGUUUGGUAGUUCUUUUUGUCAUUAUGACUGUAAGUGGAUCAAUACCUAUAGUCAUUAUAUGGAGGCGCAAGAAUGCUCAGUUAAGUGACAUCGCUGGCACAUUAAUAUCUGUAAGCAACUGUGUUGCUGGUGGUGUUUUUAUGGGGAUGUGUUUUUUAGGACUAUUUCCGUUUGUCAAGGAGAAGUUUAGAGAUGUUAUGGAAAAAAUGAAGCUGUCAACCACUUUCCCAAUAGCAGAGUUUGUCAUUGGCAUUGGCUUUUUCCUUAUUCUAACAUCAGAACAAAUUUUGAUCUCUAAAAAGAAAUUAAACUCAGCUCCUGUUAAGAAUUCAGCUCACACAUUUGUUGCUAGUGAUGAUGAUAAACAUGAAGAUGAAUCUCAUCUUGGACUUCUGGAAGCAGAGGCCAAUGAAAAACAAACUGACCAUGAGUUGCAAAAUGAUGAUAAUACGGAGCUUCAGCUAAGUGUAAGUGGUCAUUCACAUCUGGACACAAUACUUUUGACAGACAACACUUCUAAUCAGCGUAGUUUUAUGUUGUUACUCGCUGUUAGCAUACACUCACUGUUUGAAGGGAUUACAUUAGGCUUACAAACUGACAUGGUGAAACUCUUGCAUUUGUUCCUUGCAGUUUUAAUUCAUGAAGUACUCGUCGUACUCGCACUGGGUGUUAACAUAGCAAAACGUAAUCUGGGCGUAACAAAAAGCUUUAGGUAUAUUCUGAUGGCCACUGGAAGUAUACCUGUUGGAAUGAUUGUAGGACUCCUUAUUGGAACAGCACCAGGCUUAUUUGGCAGUGUACUUUCAGCCUGUCUGCAAGGCAUUGCAGCAGGAAUUUUUAUACAUGUAACAUUUAUGGAAAUUAUGCCAGAAGAGUUUGUGAGGAAUAAGUAUCAACUGUGGAAAGUAUUAUUUUUUUUCAUUGGAUUCAUGUUAAUGGCAGUAGUGAGUUUCUUUUUAGAUAGUUACAAAUAAAGAUCCAUGUUCAUUUCGGAUAUUGAAGAAGAGGAAUAAUUUUCCGUAUAUUUGUCAUAUUUUGACAGUCUGCUUUCAGUGUGACUUAUUACACUUUGAUUUGAAGAAGACUGAGGAAAUAGUUCCUUGUUAAUACAUUGAAAAACAGUAUUUAUUAUAUAU
Molecule: messenger RNA, 1538 nt
Organism: Schistocerca americana (American grasshopper)
Lineage: Eukaryota; Metazoa; Arthropoda; Insecta; Orthoptera; Acrididae
Product: zinc transporter ZIP3-like
Exons: 3
Coding region: 375-1376 (333 amino acids)
Biological process (GO): zinc ion transmembrane transport
Cellular component (GO): plasma membrane
Molecular function (GO): zinc ion transmembrane transporter activity
Source: RefSeq, a predicted model, not a curated record